CAUGGCUGCCCCCGGCGCCGAGGAGGACGCGCUCGCGCGGUACCGCUCGCCGCUCGUGUCGCGCUACGCCAGCGCCGAGAUGGCGUUCAACUUCAGCGAGAGGAAGAAGUUCGGCACCUGGCGCCGCCUCUGGCUCUACCUCGCCCAGGCGGAGAAGUCACUUGGACUUCCUAUCACAGAUGAGCAAAUACAGGAGAUGGAGGCAAAUCUGGACAACAUCGACUUCAAGAUGGCAGCAGAGGAAGAGAAGAAGCUGCGGCAUGAUGUGAUGGCCCAUGUCCACACCUUCGCCCACUGCUGCCCCAAAGCUGCGGCCAUCAUUCACCUCGGAGCCACGUCCUGUUAUGUGGGCGAUAAUACGGAUCUGAUUGUCCUUCGUGAUGGGUUUAACCUGCUGCUACCCAAGCUCGCCCGGGUGAUCAGCCGGCUGGCCGACUUUGCUGAGAAGUACGCUGAGCUGCCUACUCUGGGCUUCACGCACUACCAACCUGCACAGCUCACCACUGUGGGCAAACGCUGCUGCUUGUGGAUUCAGGACUUGUGUAUGGAUCUGCAGAAGUUGGAAAGGGCUCGGGAUGACCUGCGCUUUCGAGGUGUAAAAGGCACCACUGGCACUCAAGCCAGCUUCUUGCAGCUCUUUGAGGGAGACCACAGCAAAGUGGAAGAACUGGACAGAUUAGUGACUGCAAAGGCAGGAUUUAAACGAGCUUAUAUAGUCACGGGGCAAACUUAUAGUCGCAAGGUGGAUAUUGAAGUCAUGUCUGUGCUGGCCAGUCUGGGAGCAUCUAUACACAAGAUUUGUACUGACAUUCGUCUUCUGGCCAACCUGAAGGAGAUAGAGGAGCCUUUUGAGAAAGACCAGAUCGGUUCCAGCGCCAUGCCUUACAAGAGAAACCCCAUGCGUUCAGAGCGCUGCUGCAGCCUGGCCAGGCACCUGAUGACUCUCGUCCUGGAUCCCCUCCAGACGGCCUCUGUGCAGUGGUUUGAGCGAACGUUGGAUGACAGUGCCAACAGGCGCGUGUGUCUCGCUGAGGCUUUCCUCACAGCUGACAUCAUUCUGAGCACACUGCAGAAUAUCUCCGAGGGACUUGUGGUAUAUCCAAAGGUGAUUGCAAGGAGGAUCCGGCAGGAGCUGCCAUUCAUGGCCACAGAGAACAUAAUCAUGGCAAUGGUGAAAGCAGGAGGCAAUCGUCAGAGUUACUGAUAUUACGCUGGUGCUGCAAAGCCAGACAGCUCUCCGAGAAGAUUUUUGUGGACGUCUGUGUUUACUGUUAGGAAUGCUGUGUGUGUUGGAGUUAAACUGCCUGGUUGUGAUGGAAAGAGGCAGAGAGAGAGAGUACAAGCAAUUUUGAUUAUAAUAGAUACCUAUGGACAUUUCAAUUUUUUUGUAAACGUUUGAAGAAAUGUGGAACACAGGCUGCCCUUCUUUACAUGGAACACGUUGAUAUUUGGUUAUAAAUUUAAAGAAUGAAUCAGUGCUGUCAAUGACAAAGCAGGACAGACCAUUCUGAAUCACCCAUUCCUGUUGCAUUUCUCUAACUCAGUAUUGUGCUUUGUUUUAACGAACUUGGCUUAUAGGCCUUCAUUCAAUAUCCAAACCAACUGAAAUUAAAUAUUUUUCUUAGCAAAUAAAUCCAGGCACAAUUAGAUUUAUUG
This is a messenger RNA of Nothoprocta perdicaria, 1656 nucleotides long. It is a transcript of the gene ADSL, whose product is annotated as adenylosuccinate lyase. Gene Ontology annotation, biological process: 'de novo' AMP biosynthetic process. Gene Ontology annotation, molecular function: N6-(1,2-dicarboxyethyl)AMP AMP-lyase (fumarate-forming) activity; (S)-2-(5-amino-1-(5-phospho-D-ribosyl)imidazole-4-carboxamido) succinate lyase (fumarate-forming) activity. Gene Ontology annotation, cellular component: cytosol. Lineage: Eukaryota; Metazoa; Chordata; Aves; Tinamiformes; Tinamidae. Bases 2 to 1204 code for a protein of 400 amino acids. The record is from RefSeq and is a predicted model, not a curated record. The transcript has 12 exons.